This is a messenger RNA of Panicum virgatum (switchgrass), 2352 nucleotides long. RefSeq lists its product as uncharacterized. Lineage: Eukaryota; Viridiplantae; Streptophyta; Magnoliopsida; Poales; Poaceae. The record is from RefSeq and is a predicted model, not a curated record. The transcript has 4 exons. The coding region runs from base 481 to 2166 and encodes 561 amino acids.
ACCUCUCCACUCCCAUGCAUGCCGGCUCUUCUUCUUCCUCCUUUUUCUUCUGGGUUCCCCUGCUUUUGCCCUGCGAUCUCGAGGCUCCUGCUCAGUCGUGCCGCCAUUCUUUGGGGUAGCCUGGUUUGGUUCUUGGGCCCUCGGAACUGUGUCUUCUUCCUCGGUCCCCGCGAAAGCUGUUUCCUCCCCUCCCGCUUCUUUAUCCCUUUGCCAUUUUCAGCUUUCUAAUCGAGCGCGUUUUACUCCAAACCAUCCAUCCCCCCUACUCUGAUUUUCGGUGCCCUUUUCGCGCAUUUUCGAGACGAUUCAGCUGCAUCUUCAGUCGCCGGGCUCCUUGCUCUGUUCAAAGGCGAGACGAGGGGACGAAUCUUGGUUCCCAAAUCCCAAUGGCCUCCUGCGCUUAACAAAGGAGGAGCCGGAGGAGGCGGCAAGAAUCCUGGGACUGGGAGGCGGCAAGAAUCCUGGGACUGGGAGGCUGCAAUGCCGAGGCGGGAUGCGGAGGAGGGAGCUGCCGGCGACAAGGCUGCCGCGGCGGCGGCGGUGAGGCUGGCCAACAAGAUCCGGAAGCGCCGCGCGGUGUCGUCGUCGGGGGCCUCGGACCCGGCCGCCGGGAGGAGGCAGCGGUCCAGGCGCCCAGCCGUGCUGCUGCCGCAGCGCCGGGCCGGCGCGGGCGGGCACAUGUCGGAGUCGUCCCGGAGCCGGCAUUGCCGUGGCGGCGCCGUCGGCACGUCGGCAAGGAGGCUCGUCGACGCGUUCUGGCAGGAUAUGGACAAGGGUAUGCUGCUUGAAGCGGACGCCGCGGCGGCGCGCCGGAGCUUGGUUCCCUGGGGCGGCGCGUCGACGGAGAUGUCAAAGAGGUCAAGAAGCCGGAGCAAGAUUUUGGAGGCGGAUGGCAAGGGAAGCAGGCGCAACGGGCAUGGCCGGUGGAUUUCGGCGGAUAUGACGAGCAUUGGCAGUGCGAUUGAGGUUGGUACAUGCUCCCAAGAUGAUGUUUCAAGAUGUCCUGAGGAGAAAACAUUCAACCUGCAGGAUCUGCACAACAGCUUGAUUGCAUCUAAAGAACUUGUCAAAGUACUAGCCCACAUCUGGGGACCUGGAGAAAUGAAUCCGUCAACUGUCUCGCUCAUUUCCGCACUGCGUUCUGAGCUUGAUGUUGCUCGUGCUCAUGUAAGGAGGUUUAUCAGAGAACAAAAAUCAGAUGCCCACGAAACUGAGGGCUUAAAAAAGCAACUUACAGAAGAAAUGGAAUCUUGGAAGGUGAAGCAAAAGGAGAAGGUUGCAAAUGCUCUCCAGUUCAUAGUUUCGGAGCUGGACAGUGAGAAGAAGUCAAGGAAAAGAGCAGAGAAGGCAAACAAGAAGCUAAGCAUUGCCUUAGCCAACAAUGAAGCCUCGCUGCAGGCAGCAACAAAAGAACUCGAAAGGGAAAAGAAAUCUAGAGGAAGAGUUGAGAAGAUCUGCAGCGAGCUCAUCAGAGGCAUCGACCAGGACAAGGCUGAGGUGGAGGCGCUGAAGAGAGAAACUGAGAAGGGACAAGAAGAGCUUCAGAAAGAACGUGAGAUGCUUCAGCUUGCGGAUGAGUGGCGCGAACAGAGAGUUCAGAUGAAGCUGCUGGAAGCACGGCUACAGUUUGAGGAGAAGAAUGCAGCUGUUAAUCAGCUGCGCGACGAACUCCAAGUGUAUCUGGAUACUAGGAAAGACCAGAAACUAACUAAUGAUCCAAUGCAAUUGUACCAUGCAUCUGAAACUGGCGCAGCUGCAGCUAAUGCAGUUGCUUGCAGAAAUGGUGGUGGCUGCAGCGAUGACAGCCAAGACGAUGCAUCAGAAGGCAGUGACAUGCACUCGAUUGAGCUGAAUGUUGACGGCAUCAGCAAGACCUACACAUGGAGCUAUACUCCUUCCUCAAAAGGCAGGCAGAGGCAUGAAUCCUUUUCAGAUAGAGGGAUGGAUGGUGCCAAUUCAUGCCGCUUAGAGCGAAGCUUUCGGGACCUGGAUGAAGAAUUGGAGGGAGACUGGGCAGAAGGGUGUAGCAACGGGAUCCUGAACUUUGAGCAUGAUGAGGAGAGAUAUCAAGCCAUCAAGAAUCUAAGGGAGCAGAUGCUGGCUGGGUCAGGGUUCAUCCUGUCGCAGGGAAGAGAAAAUGCUGAAAGGAAGUACUGUGGCUUGUAAGAUAAAUUAAAAUGGAACACGAAUUUAAAUGCGUUGUCAUAUGGAUCACUAUUUAUUGCUAGAUCGAAGUGUUCAAGAAGACAAACAUAUAUAUAUAGUCAAUGUUCUCCUAUGUGGAUGAGUUUCCUCUGGUAAAUGCUUGAGCUCUUGAAAGUUGGGGUUAUAGGGCUGGUGUAUUCAUGUUCA